AUGUUGACCUACCUGCACCAUGCGUCUUAUGAGGAGUACGAGAAUGCCAGCAGUAUGCUGCAUCUGGUGGAUGGUUUGUCUUCAGAUGCGGAUUGCGGCUUUACACUGAGUAUGCCCACCUUGGUCCUUUGCACACCGACCUUACUUUGCACGCUCUACAGCUGGUGGAUGCUCCGAGCCAGCCCAUGGCAUGACAUGAGCUAUGUGGAGAAACCGCCUGUGACAGCCUUGAUUCCACCUGAACCUCUCAUAACAGAGGAUGCUGAACCAGUUUCCACCAUUCGUGCAGUGGUACGAUGGUACCUGAGUACCAACCUCCACGAGUUUGCAUCCACAGCUGCCAAGCGGCUCAAGGUGGCUCACAUGUUCGGGGAGCUUAAGGUGGAUGGCGAGUUUUUUGCCCAAAGAGUCUUCUUUGCGAGACCCAGUAUGUAUUUAUCGCAGGCAGAACUCGAGCAGCAAGGGGCUACCAAAUCAUGUGCUUCGUGCAAAAUCAGGAAGAAACCGCCGGGGCCGGAGGAAGAAAUGGAACAAAUGCAGCAAAUGCGAGCCCAGCAAAAAUUGCUCCGUCAGCGCGCUGCAAGCAGAGAGCCAUCACACUUCGUACCCGACUGCGAGUGGCAUGCGCACCUGGAAGACGAUAAGCGGUGGUACCGUGCGCACAAAGCAUUGCGUAUUCGCUGCCGCUACUUAAUACAUGAGUGA
Messenger RNA from Cladocopium goreaui, 705 nucleotides. Lineage: Eukaryota; Dinophyceae; Suessiales; Symbiodiniaceae. The record is from the annotation of a GenBank genome assembly.